This is a messenger RNA of Dentiscutata erythropus, 306 nucleotides long. The record is from the annotation of a GenBank genome assembly. Lineage: Eukaryota; Fungi; Glomeromycota; Glomeromycetes; Diversisporales; Gigasporaceae.
AUGGACUCAACUUUCAAUAGUACAAUUAUAUUAAAUAACUCUGAAAUAAGUAGACAAAAAUCUGCUUCCUCCGAUACUGAUUCUGAAGUUCUCUCUGAAGUUCUCUCUGAAAAUUUCGACGAACCCGAUAUAAAUGAUCAAAAAUCUGCAUUCCAUGAUUUUGACUACGGAACUCCAGAUCUUUUGGGACUCCCUGAUAAAAUAAAGAAAAAAAUUGAACAUAAUGUGAGAAACGUCGAUAUUGAAAAAAUUCGCAAAGCACAACAAAAACAUACAGCACCUUGGGGUAGCGAUACACCUUUUGCA